Molecule: messenger RNA, 747 nt
Organism: Dicrocoelium dendriticum
Lineage: Eukaryota; Metazoa; Platyhelminthes; Trematoda; Plagiorchiida; Dicrocoeliidae
Source: the annotation of a GenBank genome assembly
AUGGCAUGCUUCAGCGCCACAGAAAAUUCCUUUAGAUCGCAGCUACUGUGGCCAUUGCGGCGGAACAGUCGCCGCCUAAUUCUUGGUGGUAUUUGCUACAUAUUCCUGCGCAUCACAGACAAGGCCGUCACUACGGCCAACAUAUCGAACGAAGUUGUCUUUCAGCAGCUUGACGCAACGGAGGACAAAUUGAUUAAAUCCCUGCAGAACUAUUUCCUUAGGCUCGCUGUGCCAAGUUUGGAAACAUUCGAAGAUUGGGGAGUUCUGGGCCGGCCCCCAGUCUGCUCACCCGAUAUUGAAGAGUUUUUCAUAGGAAUAAACCAAUAUUUGGAAACCAUCAAAAAUGCAUGCGAAAAUAUGAGUGAACAAGUCUGCUUGGCGGAUGGAGAAAAAAUGGAUUCAGCGAUUCAGUUUAUUACCUCAAGUGAAGCACCGAGUCCCGUGAUUAGUUCGGAAAAAGUUGAGCGUUUGUCACGACUUGUUCAACAGUGGAUCAGGGAAAUUGAGAAGUUACUCAAUCAGUCGGAACAAGUGCGCCAAGAAUCAGAUGAUAUUGGACCUUCAGUUGAACUGACAUAUUGGAAGGCUCGUAUGGUGCGCUUCACCAACCUCUUCACAGAACUACGAACACCUUAUGUGCAGGCCGUGAUUGCGACACUGCAACUCGCAAAGGCUAGGAUACUAAAGUACUGGAAAGAGCUGCUGUUAAUCGAUAUUUAUCUGUGUAACCAGCCGCACUUUCACUGA